Messenger RNA from Sinocyclocheilus grahami, 431 nucleotides. RefSeq names its product 5-azacytidine-induced protein 2-like. The record is from RefSeq and is a predicted model, not a curated record. Lineage: Eukaryota; Metazoa; Chordata; Actinopteri; Cypriniformes; Cyprinidae. Gene Ontology annotation, cellular component: cytoplasm. The transcript is spliced from 2 exons. The coding region runs from base 107 to 388 and encodes 93 amino acids.
GCUGUGACGUGUGUGUGAACUGAUCCAGCUCUCAGGCUCUCAGUGAUUUUAAGUGUUUCUGCAGCAUUUCCGUCCUGAAGCGCCUCCGUCUGAAGGACCGCAGUACAUGAACAAAGCCUUCAGCGCGUACCGCGGCAUCUACAUCGAGAAGGAGGACUUACAGAUGGAGCUCAAUAAAGUGAAAAAGGAGAAGCUGGAUUUAGAGAGGCUUCUGAAGGAGCAGCUGCAGGCCAAAGAACUGGAGCUGCUGCAGCUCAGAUCGGAGAUGGACACGAGCCAAGGUGACGUUCAGUGUUUCAUCACGCUUUCAGGAGUCACUACCACACACUCACUAGUGCUUCUGAAGAACUGGGACAGAGCUGUGCUCAUGCUGGGCAAACAGGAAUGAUGUAGCUACAAAUGCUUUCAGUAUUAUUCAUUUAUUAUAUGUG